Pyrenophora tritici-repentis Pt-1C-BFP is the source of this 2019-nucleotide messenger RNA. RefSeq lists its product as uncharacterized. NCBI's taxonomy places the organism in Eukaryota, Fungi, Ascomycota, Dothideomycetes, Pleosporales, Pleosporaceae. The record is from RefSeq and is a predicted model, not a curated record. Gene Ontology annotation, molecular function: protein binding.
AUGUCUCUGAAGCAGGAAAUCGAAACCUGGGUGGCAGCCCUCGCCAGCUACGACAACAACGAAUUCGACGUCGCAUUGAAGGUCUUCGACCAGAUCUCCGACACUUCCAAGAUCUUGUUCAAUUGCGGCGUCAUCCACGCGACUCUCGGCGAACAUGAGAAGGCGGUCGACUGCUACCAGCGCGCUGUGCGGCUGGACCAGUACCUCGCAGUCGCAUACUUCCAGCAAGGUGUGUCCAACUUCCUUAUGGGCGACUUCGAGGAAGCCCUCGCCAACUUCAACGACACACUGCUGUACCUGCGCGGAAACAACAACAUCGACUACGAACAACUGGGCCUGAAGUUCAAGCUGUACUCUUGCGAGGUGCUGUUCAACCGUGGUCUCUGCUACAUCUACCUGCAGCAAAGAGAGGCCGGUCUCCAGGAUUUGUCCUUUGCCGCCAAGGAGAAGGUGGUUCCAGAUCACGAUGUCAUCGAUGAGGCUAUUCGCGAGGAAGCAGACGGCUAUACCGUCUUCUCCAUCCCCGUCGGCAUCGUCUACCGUCCUAACGAAGCAAAGGUCAAGAACUUGAAGACAAAGGACUACCUUGGAAAGGCCCGUCUCGUGGCUGCAUCUGACCGAGCCAACGCCUUCACUGGCUUUGCUGGUGCCGAGAUGAAGAAGGGAGGCCAGGCCGCGACGGAUGACCGAACCGAAGAUAAGAUCUCGUAUGCCGCUACCAACCUGGUCAAGCCGGAGCUCCAGAGUCGAGCACGCCAACAGUCGGAACCCCCGAUGAACCGUAACAUGUUCCCUCCCACACCACCCCCGGAGACGGAUCGCAGAGGUGGCGAAAGGGGAUCUGGAGGUAGAGCCGCCGAUGCUGCUCCUUCCAACGCACCAAUGAGCCGUGCCCAGUCCGUACGAGGCGGAGGUCCCAAGCCUCAGCCAUUGAACCUUGGACGAGCUGCUUUCGACCCACCCAGAGACGAGCCUCCUCGUCGCCAGCCAACACAACGCUCUGCGUCUGAGCGACCGCCACCCACUCGCUCCGAGUCACAGCGUGAUCGUGGCGAUCGUUCUGAUCGCUCUCAGCGUGGCUCUCAGCGAGAACGUGAGCGAUCGCGUCGCCGUGGCUCUGACGAAGACAUUCUCGAUGACUACUACGAGAAUGAUCCAUAUCCGCCAUCACGCGGAAGUCGUGGCGCAAACACUCGCUCAAAACAAGCGAGACGGCCUGCGUAUAUUGAAGAGGAGGAGGAAGACGACUACGACGGUAGUGAUCUCGAUGACGCCGAGUUUGAGAUGAUGUCACGCUCAAAGUCGUCUAGGAGACGUUCGCCUGCGCGCUCUACUAGAUCGGGUGGCAGCACCCGUGGUGGAGGCGGAGGUGGCGGCAUGAAGGUCAGGGUGAAGGUCCACUCUAAUGAUACUCGCUACGUCUUCAUUAGCGGUGACCAGCUGAUUACCGAAUUCUGGCAACAGAUUCGCGAGAAGUUUGGAGUUAGGAACAAAUUCAAGGUUGAAUUCAAGGAUGAUGGCGACAUGAUCACCAUGGCCGACCAAGACGAUCUAGACAUGGCUAUCCAGGCAGCCAAGUCUAUUGCUAAAAGAGAGGGCAGCGACAUGGCGAAGAUGGAGGUUUGGGUUCGAGAAGUAUAGACUAGAGAUACCCCAGCAUGAAUCGCAUAUUUACGACACCAUUUACAUUUCCUUGCUCACAACUCUUCUUUCCGAGUUUUUGCAUAUUUUGGUUUGGGGGGGAAUGGGAAAAUACAGCCGCCUGAGCGCAGCGCUGCGCCGCUUCCCUUUUGCUGUUGCUGUUCCUGUUGUUGUUGUUGUUAUUGUCCUUGUUGCUGUAAUUGUAGCGAGCAUAAUUUUCCUCGACGAAUAUCUUCUUCCCACCACCACAGACACACAGAGACAUUACACUCUUUCUCUCUUCUCUAAAAAACACAGCCGGACUGUUGGAUCCGAUUCGAACAUUACUUUUUGCAUUUUGUACGAAUCGGGAAUAUAAUGAAAUCACUAUCCUUUCUU